CUACUCAAUUUCUUUUUUUCACUCAAAGUUAACAGUUCUGAUUAAGUAAACUAAUUUAUUCAUGGAUAUGAAUCUUUUUGGUAUAAUCUUAAUCUUCAGUCGAUUAAAUCCUUUCCUAAUCGCACGCGUGGCCAAGAUUUGCCCCAAAAAAAACAAGAUUUGUCCAAGAGAAAUCAGUUGAAUGUCUCUGCGCUAAUAUUUUCUUUCUACUCAACCACUCCCUCCAUUCAUUGCUAUUCUUUUCUUUUAUUGUGAUUUUUCUUUAUUAUAAUAUCAUAAUUUUCCCCCUUUUGUGACUAUAUAUUGAUGGAAUAUAUUUCAUUAUAGUAGUGCUUCUGGGGUCCUUCAUCUUUUCUCUGUUGGCAAGUUCCUCUGCAUCCGCCCUUUAAAUAAUAUAAUUCUUUUUUGUCGCUUGUUAACGAGCUUCUGCAUAUGUUUUUCUGCUUUGAUCAUGCUAAUCAGUAUAUGUUUCUAUUUUAUUUGUGUUGAAAUUUAUGCUUGUUUAUGAUUUCUUUGCUCAUUAGCUUUCUGUGUGUGUGUGUGUGUGUGUGUGUGAGAGAGAGAGAGAGAGAGAGAGAGAUUUUAUUUGUGCUACUGUCUUCUAGUGUGAUAAAUUUGUGUUCUUGAUGAAAUGAUGCAAUGAAUAUGAUAUGAUGAUUGACUUGAUAAAUUCUUGCUGGGAAUUCGGUUUAGUGAAGGUUGAAAAAGAACCCUUAUUUGAACCUUAGAAAUUGUUGGUAGUGUUAUUUACAGAGAAAAAUAUGAUUUUAGGUGGUGACUAUAUAAGUUGAAUUACAUGAAACUAUAUAUAGUUAAUUUGUUUGGUGUCUGUUUGGGGGGAAAUUACUGCCUCUGUUUUGGUAAUACUUUAAUUCUUGAAUUGCAUUCUUCUAUACUGUUGUUCUUGCCUUGAGGCUUUUGAAUCCGAGCUAAGGAAGGCGGCUUCUUAUUUCGGCUUCUGUAUGAGGCCUUUUCCAAUAUGAUGCUUGAAAAAGGAGAAUGAUAUUUGAUCCUUUGUUUCUAUGGUGUAAGCUGUUUUUUUACAUGUGUGUUGAUGUAUCCUUGAUUCAACGGAAGUGAACUUUUGGCUGUUGAUUCAUGAUACUUCAUGCCACACGAUGUUGAGGGAUCGUUUUCUUGCUACACUUGAUGCUUGCACCUUAAACUGUUAUCAUCAUCAUUUUUCAAAGUGACCAAUUUGAACUCUAUGGUUUCAAGCCCUGCUGUUCUUUUCGCCCGUUGAUCAAACUUUACUCGUUGAAUAUUCGAUUUCAGUUACCAGAGUGUUUAUGUUUUUGCAGCAGUAAGAAUAGUGAUACAUUUGCAGGAAAAUUGGCUGAAAUCUUUGAUGGUUUACAUAAUUUGUCUAGGUUGAGUUUACCGUGGGAAAUUCUCUACGUACAACUUUUGAUUCGUCACAAAGAUUUAGAUAAAUCGUGUUGUCUUGCUACAGUUUGCUAAGAUAUGCACACUGCAUUACUCUUUCCAUUGGUUGAUUGAGUAUUUCUGCGUUCUUGCAGAUAUGUAGUGACCUUAUCCUGAAACAUCGCUAUGGAUUUCAAAGGUAUAACGUGGGCAGGAGACGUAUACGAGAAGUUUGAGGCUAUGUGUUUGGAGGUAGAGGAGGCCAUGUACGAGGAUACCGUCAAGUACGUGGAAAACCAGGCGCAAAAAGUUGGUGUGAGUGUGAAGAAGCUCUAUGCAGAAGUAAUGCAAGAUUUGCUUCCUCCAUCUUGUAUAGGCCCCUUCAAAGUGGCUGCUGCUGCGGCAGAGUUGCCACCGGAACCUUACACCCUAACUGAUAUCGACGAGAAGCCAAAGCCGACCUGUGGAGAGCUUAACAGUGAACAAGCUGGAGUUGAAGAUAUUUGCAAUUUAACUGCUGAAGACUCAACCCUAUGUGUUUGUAACGAUGCAAAACAUCGUUCUCCUCGAAUUUUUGUUGGAAAUGCACGGUCUGGUUUAACCAGACAGUCAAUUGGCAUAAAAAGAGUUUCUCAUCCUCCAAAACCAUCUCGUGCCACUCUGUGCGACACAAGAAGCAAUUUACCGGGGGCCAGUGAUGGUCCUAGCGAAGCAGUGGCUGAAAAGAGACCUAUUUGUGAUGCUUCAGCCGAGUCCUGUAAUUCAGACCAAAUUCUAUUGACCGAAUCUGUGAAGCAGGAGAGGAACGGCUCUGAAUGCGCCUGCCCGGCUCCUGAUGAUGCAAUGGAACGCAACUCAUCCUCUCAUGGUUUGCCGCCUGCACCUACUGAUGCGUUCAGGAGAGACGGCUCAAUUUCUCGAAUACAUUCAAACAUUACAGAUACACGUGAAGUUGGAUCAUUGGGCGAGGGCGCUACUGCAUCUUACGAAGAUCACUUUGUAAUCGAGCCUGAUAACGUGCUCGAGCCUAUUGAGAAGUCGGAGUUGGAGGAAAGCUGCAUCUUGGUGGAAGGAGACGAGCUUCGUUUUGUUUCCCGAGGGUCGAAGAAACAUAAGUCAUACAAGAAGAAGAUCUACGACGUGCUUUCAUCGAAGUUGAGGCCGACGAAGAAGCAAGAUCCACGGGUCUCCGACCAUGAAGAUUUGCGCGAUGCAGGGGUGACGAGUUCAGCUCUUGCAAUGGACCGUGACGAAAGAAAACUGCCUGCUCACAGUUCUUGCGACUUUGGUUGGGAGCUUCUGUAGAUACGCUUCCGGGCUGCAACAGAAUCCGGCGACUCCCGGCCUCCUCCGGGGGCGGGGCAGGUGAUCGUUUUAUCGGUUGUGGCUCAGAUAAGCUUCCCUUACACAAACACUAGAGUUGGAUGUAGCAAGUAGAAAAUGAGGCAUUGAUUCAGUUAAUAAUGUAAAGCAAUGUGCAUAUAUUACUUGCUUAUCAUAAGGGCAAAGCAAAACAUCUUGCUUUGCCAGAAUUUAAGACCCUUUAAUGGGAUAGUAUAGUAGUAUAAGAUUUGAUGUGUGAAUACUGUGUCUUUUGUUAUAUACUCCAAGGUAAGUUUUAGGGUACAAAUCCUUUUUAAAAUAUAAAUUACUAAUCCGUGACUUUUUUAUGGAAUA
Messenger RNA from Salvia miltiorrhiza (redroot sage), 3042 nucleotides. RefSeq lists its product as uncharacterized. The transcript is spliced from 5 exons. The coding region runs from base 1552 to 2670 and encodes 372 amino acids. Lineage: Eukaryota; Viridiplantae; Streptophyta; Magnoliopsida; Lamiales; Lamiaceae. The record is from RefSeq and is a predicted model, not a curated record.